Molecule: messenger RNA, 1182 nt
Organism: Nicotiana attenuata
Lineage: Eukaryota; Viridiplantae; Streptophyta; Magnoliopsida; Solanales; Solanaceae
Exons: 2
Coding region: 1-1182 (393 amino acids)
Molecular function (GO): RNA-DNA hybrid ribonuclease activity; nucleic acid binding
Source: RefSeq, a predicted model, not a curated record
AUGGCCUCGGGAAAAUUUUUGGGUUUCCUCAUGUCACAACGGGGUAUCAAGGUCAACCCGGACCAAAUCAAGGCAAUAGACGCAAUACCUGAGGCUUUGAACCGCAAAAAGCAGGUACAAAAGCUGACGGGGCAAAUAGCCGCCCUAUCCAGGCUCGCCAGAUGGGCCAUAGAGCUCAGCGAGCACGACAUAUCCUAUAGCCCAAGAAACUCCAUCAAGUCGCAGGUACUUGCCGACUUUGUCACCGAUUUCAGCACAGAGAUAUUGCCGAAGGCGGAAUUGGAGGCCAUUCGUGCUUCCUCCAGUGCCGACCUUUGGACUCUCUACACUGACGGCGCCGCCAAUGCCUCGGGCUCGGGACUGGGACUCGUUCUCGAAGUCCCCACAGGCGAAGUGAUUCGCCAGUCCAUACGAUGCCCCGAGAUGACUAACCAUGAAGCCGAGUAUAAGGAUGUGGUUGCAGGUAUAAAAUUAGCCGUCAAGUACGGGGCUCGACGACUUGUCCUCCAUUGUGACUCCCAAUUCGUGGUGAAACAGAUCACCGGGACUUACCAAAUCAAGGAGCAGAGACUGCAAAAAUACCAAUCGGAAGUCCACAAGCUAAUGCUUGAGUUCGACGAGUGCCGCCUUGAGCAAAUCCCUAGGGCGCAAAAUGUCAAAGCAGACGGCUUAGCGAAACUGGCCGCAGCCACCAAAAAUAUCAACAAAGGGAGUGUAGUCACCCUCCUCCAUUCGGCCAUAGACCAUGCUGAGGUACUCUCUUUAAAUCUAACUUGGGACUGGCGCAACCAUUACGUCUCCUAUCUGCAGGACGGGACACUCCCACUCGACAAAAAAGAAGCCAAAAAGCUCUGUGUACAAGCCGCCCGGUACUGCCUAAUAAAUCACGAUCUAUACAAAAGGACGUUUGGCGGACCCCUCGCUAAGUGCUUGGGGCCGCACCAAACAAGGCCAGUACUCGAAGAGGUGCACGAGGGUCACUGUGGCGCACAUACCGGUAACCGCGCCCUCGUCCGUUGCAUUAUUCGAGCCGGAUACUACUGGCCCACUAUGAAAAAGGAGGCAACAGAGUAUGUUCGCAGGUGCGAACAGUGCCAAAAAUACGCCCCCAUGAUACAUCAACCGGGAAAGCCCCUCCACUUAGUAACCUCACCUUGGCCCUUCAUCAAAUGGGGCACAUAA